This is a messenger RNA of Anthonomus grandis grandis, 3364 nucleotides long. Its product is annotated as protein toll-like. Gene Ontology annotation, cellular component: membrane. NCBI's taxonomy places the organism in Eukaryota, Metazoa, Arthropoda, Insecta, Coleoptera, Curculionidae. The coding region runs from base 287 to 3142 and encodes 951 amino acids. Gene Ontology annotation, biological process: toll-like receptor signaling pathway; immune response. Gene Ontology annotation, molecular function: transmembrane signaling receptor activity; protein binding. The transcript is spliced from 8 exons. The record is from RefSeq and is a predicted model, not a curated record.
UUGAAACGUUGUACGGGGCCCGGUCUCGGUCAUGAAAUAACCGUACAAAUCGACGCUUUUUCGAAAUAAUUAGUCGAUGAUAACGAGUGAAAAGAACCCGAAACCGGUUGAUCGUAAUUUCCCAGGAAGGAGUUUGUUUUGGCAUCAAACGAGUUCGGUUGUUGCGCUGGUUAGUGUUGUGGUCAAUGUGGACGAUGCUGAUGAUACGUAUUUCAUUUUGGCAACAUAGUUUUUGAGAGCAUGAACGGCUUGUAGGGGAAACAUUUGUGUGGUGAAAAGUGUUUGGAUGUGCUUGCUGCAAAGUGCAACCAUGCUGCCAACCACCACGACUUCCCUAAUGAAACCCAUAGCGAUCAUCCUAAUUUUCUUCAUGACACGGUGCCUAUCGCACCUUUACCUACGCCCCAACUGUAAUGGCACCACAAGCAACUGCUCCUACACCUCCUACUUGAAAAUUCAUUUAAAACCGAAUGAAAUUCACCUGCUAUGCAGUAAACCGUUUUCACCGGUAGAUCCUGAAGAUGUACGCUCAUUUAACGCGAAACAGCUUAGAUCUAUCGAUGAUAGUUCUUUAUUAAAUUUGGCCACUAUGGCAAAAAAGUGCCAUAACACCAAAGUGAAACAAAUCAAAUAUGCCAUAGACAUUAAUAAAGUACAAAUAAUUAGAGUAACAAGGAAUUUAAUUGGGGAGGACAACCACUUGGAGUACCUGAAUAUCCAGAUCGACGACAAAAGUGAGGAGAUAAAGAAUAUCACCGUGUUCGAUGAUGAUUUUUUAAAAUAUGGCACCAAAUUAAAAACAAUAGUCAUAAAUAAUGCCAAAAUAAACGUUCUGAGGCACUACUUUAAGACUCAAUUUCAAAUUGAGACUAUUGAUCUCGCGUCUAACCAAAUAGAGCAACUGGAACAAGGGGCGUUUCAAAACCUACCAAAGCUCCAAAACGUAAUCUUGAGACAAAAUCUGUUUAAAGAUUUAAAUCAUAACUUCGAAAUGUUAAACUUAACUUACGUGGAUAUCAGCAUGAACACCAUACAGAACCUUACGCGAACCACCUUUUAUAAGACUAAUAACUUAAAGUUCUUAAACCUGAGUGAUGCAGGAUUAAAAACGAUAGACUUUAACACUUUUGAUAAAUUUUCUGGAUUGGAAACCCUCGAUCUGUCUUACAAUGCAAAUCUCACCUUAAAGGAGCACGUGUUUGCCAACUUAACAUCUUUAAAAUCCUUAAAUAUCAGUAGCUGUAGACUUACGGAUAUACCAGUACAGUUCCUAUAUAGAUCAAAGCACCUGGAUGUACUCAACAUAUCCACGAAUCUAAUAAGACACUUAGAUGAAAAUACUCUACACAAUUUAACCAAGUUAAGAAUCGUUGACUUAAGUUGGAACAACUUGGAAACCCUGCCAAAAAGUUUACUGAAUACUCUGGAGAAUUUAAGGGAAAUUUACUUAAGGGGGAAUAAAAUGGCCACUUUCGAUUCGGAGAUUUACUGGAAGGUACCUAAACUGGAAAUAAUCGAUUUAAAUCAUAAUAGGAUAAGUGCAUCGGUUAAUAGUGAUAGAAUCUUUAGAUGCUCUAUUAUAGAUUUAGGUAGGAAUAGAAUUAGAGCAUUUCCAAUUUUCUUGCUGAAGAAAGUACAUGAGUUGGUUUAUUUGGAUGUGAGUGACAACGAGAUCGAGAGGAUUGACUUGGCCUUACAGAUGAAGGAAAUGAUCCCGAAGAACCGCAAUGUACGACUGGCUAUAGAUCUCACGAACAAUCAAAUAGAAGAGCUCAACAUUAGUAAUCCAGAUAGUACUCAUACGGAAAAUGAGACCAACAACUGGCUAAUCACGAUGGAAUUAUCACAAAACAAACUGAGAUGCAACUGCCUGCACUAUCAAAUUGAGAAAGCACCUAAAAAUGAGGAUCACACUGCUAUUGUCCGAUUAACAGAUCAGGAAAGUGUUUGCUACACAAGAUACCCGUCUUUCAACUGCCCUUUGAUACACAUUUCCAACUGUCCUUCCAAAUGUAACUGUUUUUAUACCAGAAGCGAAAACGCCAUCAACGUAAACUGUUCAUCCAGAGGACUUAAAAGGUUUCCAGAAAUCAAGGAUAUACGAACGAGCAGCUACAAGCAUGACCAAUUGAUUGUGGAUUUGAGCGGUAAUUUAUUGAAUCUUAAUGGGCAGGAGCUGUUGAGGAAUUAUAGUAACAUGUCCGUUCUGGACUUGUCUAAUAAUAAGAUUGAGGAGUUGAAGUAUUUGCCUCCAACCGUAGAAGAACUUCGUUUGGAUAAUAACAGUUUGUCAUUGCUCAGUGAAAAUGUGGUAAAGCAGCUGGAACAUAGCGAAGCCAUUGAAAGUAUUUCAUUGAAUAACAAUCCCUGGAAGUGCGAUUGUGAUUCAUUAAUGUUUCAACAGUAUUUAAUAAAGUAUAACAAUAUAAAGGUAAAUCAGUCUACGGUGCUAUGCAAAGGGACCUUCGAUCAACUGGUCUACAGGAAAAUCUGCGAAACGCAGAAGAUUCUUAAAAUUGCCCUGCCUGUGGUGUUUGCAGUUGCCGCCCUACUAGCUUUAACAGUAGCUGUAUACUAUAAAUACUCUAUGGAGAUUAAGGUUUAUUUGUACUCUAGAAAUAUGUGUCUUUGGUUCGUUGCUGAAGAUGAUCUGGACAAGGACAAGAUUUACGACGUGUUCAUCAGUUUUCAUCAUAAAGAUGAAAAUUUCGUUGCUAAUCAUUUGCUUCCAGGUCUGGACCCCUUUUACAAAAUCUGCAUCCACACCAGAGACUUCACACCGGGAGCAUACAUAAGCGACCAAAUAGUCAACUCGAUCCACGACUCCCGAAGAACCCUGGUGGUACUCACCGAAGACUUCUUGGAGAGCACGUGGGGCAUGAUGGAGUUCAGAGUUGCCCACGCUCAGGCCGAAGAAGAAAAACGAAUCAGGGUGAUCAUAGUGCUCCCAAACGGUCCGUUAAAGGAGAGUUUACUGGACGACGACCUGAAGGCCUACUUGAAAACGAACACUUACGUGUCGUGGGAUGACGCGUGGUUCUGGAAGAAGUUGAAGUAUGCCUUGCCGCAUUCAAAGUUGAAAACCAAUAGGCCGAGAAGGCUCAUGGGGCAGCAGAGUGUCGAGUCUUUUCAUUUAAGAUAAGGCAAUGUGAAAACGUCGAAGAAGACUGUAAAGCAACACUUAUUGAAAACUCUCUGAUAAAUGAUUUUUUAUAAAGAUCUCUUAUUAAUUUUAUUUAAGGACAUACUAUUGGUAUCUAACGUGUGUCAUAAGAGAAACAAAAAAAGAAUGUGAUAUUUUGCUUGAAAAUUGUAUAUAUUGCUCAAAAUGGAAGUAUUUGUAAUAAAUAAAAUAUAAAAUUAA